This is a messenger RNA of Aspergillus calidoustus, 1437 nucleotides long. NCBI's taxonomy places the organism in Eukaryota, Fungi, Ascomycota, Eurotiomycetes, Eurotiales, Aspergillaceae. The record is from the annotation of a GenBank genome assembly.
AUGUUAUAUUUGCAGACAUACCUGUCCAUUCUCAUCGUCGCUGCUUCACUACCAGCGAUGCUGGAAUACGCGCAGCAAAAUGCUGCCAUCAUAAACACCAUCCUCGCCAUAGUAGGCGCACUUUUCUUCAUAUACUGGGUCAGAGUCCAAUCGUUUUCCAAUGCGGCUCCUAAAGGUUGUCAGAAAAUAGGUCUAUCUCCCAAACAAAGCAACCUCAAUGACGAGUACGAUCCAACAUACGCCAAUGGUGGUCCAGAGAACAGCACAGAUGAACAAGGGCAUCCAGCAUGGCGCAUCAAGGCUCUCUUCACAUACCCCAUCAAGAGCUGCGCCGGGAUCGAACUUGACACUGCUGAUAUAGUUAGCACCGGGCUCGCCUUUGACAGGCAAUUCUGCUUUGCGGAGGAAGUGACGCCGGCAGCAGCCAGUCGGAAGAACCCUUCUAGCUCGAACCUGGGCACGAGCUGGAUAGCUCGAACCCUCCGCAACAGCGGCUUCAACAAACUGGCCCUCGUCCGCUCAGAGAUUUGGGUUCCUGAUUCUUCAGUACCAGGGUACAGUCCUGAUCUAGAGGAAGUCAAAUCACAAGGCGUGAUAAUGUUGUACUACCCACAUAUUGGGCAUAACGCCUUACACUCCUUCUUCCUUACCUUCGGAAUUUAUCUCAACCUCAUCGGCCACGAGACUUCAUUUCGCAUUCCCCUCGUUCCUCCUCCAGACUCAGAAAAGGCAUACCCUCUCACCCCAGUCAAAAUCUGGAAAGACUGCCCCUUAGCCUACGACUACGGCAAGCACAUUCCUGAUUCAUUCCACCGCUUUCUCGCCCACCAACGUGACUCUGAGAAAAGACGAGAUAGCGGCCGUAUAACUCUCUUUCGUGUACAUCCCUCUAACUACCGAGAGAUCUUCCGCAACGCACCCGGGAAGAAAGACCUUGGCUUUCAGCCCACGACAGGCUUCGCGGACGCAUACCCCCUUCAUAUCCUCAGUCUAUCUAGCGUACGUGAUGUAGCGGCACGCUGUGCAAGUUCAUUACCGAAACUAAGUAUCCGGCGAUUCAGAGCGAAUAUCAUCAUUCAGGGCCCGGGGGCCUUCAUCGAGGAUAAUUGGAAGAGAAUUCGCAUUUCCUCUGCUGAGGAGAACCGGACAAGCACCAACGGAACGACAAUCCACACAGUCUGCCGCACAAUCCGCUGCAAGCUUCCCAACGUUGACCCGGACACUGGCAUCCGACAUCCGCGGGAACCAGAUCAAACAUUGCGAAGUUACCGAGUCAUUGACGCCGGGGAGAGGGCAUAUGCGUGCUUGGGGAUGCAGGGUGUUCCGGCUGUUCAAGAAUCCAGAGUUCGUGUCGGUGAUGCAGUUUCUGUGCUUGAGACGGGAGAGCAUUUCUAUGUCAAGAUGUUGGCACCCGGGGAAGUGGUCGAGGGAGUAUAA